This is a messenger RNA of Rhineura floridana, 968 nucleotides long. RefSeq names its product SIVA1 apoptosis inducing factor (gene SIVA1). Bases 266 to 802 code for a protein of 178 amino acids. Gene Ontology annotation, molecular function: CD27 receptor binding. NCBI's taxonomy places the organism in Eukaryota, Metazoa, Chordata, Lepidosauria, Squamata, Rhineuridae. Gene Ontology annotation, biological process: extrinsic apoptotic signaling pathway. The transcript has 4 exons. The record is from RefSeq and is a predicted model, not a curated record.
CCGCUAACUUCCAGAAAGCCCUUUUCAGCGACGCUCUUCAUCUUUGCUCUGCUUUCCCGAUUGGUUGACAUUCUGGUGACGCCACGGUAGGCGGGCUGUGAGAGGAGGAAGCAUUGACUCAACGGGCUUGUUUUGGGUCUUCAGCACCACUUUUGUUUUCCCGCGCGGGAGGGCACGACAGACGAAUAACUGUUUCCUGGUGGCAAGCUGUUUGGUCUCGCUGGCCUGGUCGGCCGGUCGCGUCCCUCAGUGCUGAGGGAAGGGCAUGCCGAAGCGCUCUUGCCCGUUCGGGGACUCUUCCCCAGUGCAGCUGAAGACCCGUGUGAGGCUGAGGGAGUUGAGCCAGGGCGUCAUGGGCGAGCGGUAUCGGCACGAAAUCUUCGAGAAAACAAAGCAGCUGCUCUUCAGAGGUGCCCAAGCUUAUAUGGAUAAUAUAUGGAAUGGCAGCACAGGAGGAGCCUGCCUAACUGCACAGUAUCCAGAGCCACUUGCGGACAGACCAGAAGAUUGUUCUCGGCAUAGCUGUAGUGGACAAAUGUUAAUUGGGCAGGAUGGAAAACUUCUGCAGCCUUGUGCAAGAGAAAGAGACCUGCCAGUAGAAGUUUCAAAGGCCUGCUCCUCAUGCGUAAGAACAGUUGACGUCAAAGAAGCUUGCACGCAGUGUGAUCGGUACAUAUGCCAGAAUUGCAGCAAAUUGUGCAGCUGCUGUAAUGUUGUUGCUUGUUCCUUGUGUUCUGUUACAGAAUCUGAUGAUGUUGGUGGACGAAUCCUUUGCAACAGCUGCUCAAUGUUUGAGGACUAAAAUUCUUGAAGUGGCAGGACUACAUUUUAAGAUUGCCUGUAAAGAACCUUGUUUUUUUAUAUAGGUGGACAAAUCCACACCCCCUCCUGUGUGACAUGUUUGCCCCUUUGUAAAAUAUUGUAUAGUUCUUCAACUGUAGUUUUAACAGAAUAAACAUUUUCUAUGA